Messenger RNA from Effrenium voratum, 1108 nucleotides. Lineage: Eukaryota; Dinophyceae; Suessiales; Symbiodiniaceae. The record is from the annotation of a GenBank genome assembly.
UUUGACGCCCUUUCUUCGCGUUGCUUUGCGCUUCCGUCCGCGAUGGAAGCUCCGGCGCGGAUCGCCAAAGGAGAGUUUUCGUGGGAGGACGUGCAGUCUGCGGUGGAUGGCGGCUGGGAGAAGCCAGCGAUCUCGGCCUUGCUGGAGGCUUUAGGUGCCGGCCACGAGCGAGCUGCUGAGUUGCUCUUCGCGUGGGGCGUCUCCCCGGAUGUAGGGAAGGUGGAGUCAGACUUGGGCGAAGCGAGCGAAUCGAAGCCCUGCGUCCUGAUCUUCGGCUGGGGCGGAUCCAGCUGCUCUCAGCUGCAAGCCGUGAAGAAGUUCUGGCAGGGCCGGAACUUCGCGACGCUUUGCACCACCUUCUGCAGCAAGAACGUGGAACGCCAGGUGGCGGAAAUCAAGCAUGCCAUUCGCGGAGACGUGUUGGUGCACGUGUUCUCCAACAACGGGAUGUAUUUGCUGCAGCACCUUCUCCGCACAAUGCCCCAGGAAGAACGGACUUGGCGCCUGAGAGGCGUGAUCAUCGACUCAGCGCCGGAUGCGAACCUCAGCCCGAUGCUCAUGAGGCAGGUGGUCAAUGGCUGCAUCCGCGCGCUUUGCAUGGUCUAUGGGGUCUUCCUCGAGAAGAAGCCCGAGGCCGCGCUUACGGAGCUGAACAUCAUCAGCCCGCUGCGGGUUGGGGACUGCAUCGGGCCUUUGCCCGCGAUAGGGUCGCCGGUGGUCACUGACGCCAGUGGCGCGGCGCGGGGCGUGCUGAUCGGCGCAGCGGACGGCGGCGAGAUCGUCGUCUUGCUGGAGCGGCGGUUGCAAAGCAAAGACUUGGAGCAGCUGAAGAAGUUUCAGGUCUCUAAGGUGGAGAUCGAUGAGCUUUCAGAUUUUCUGGCAAAGGAGGAUUGCCCACUCCAUUUUCUCUACUCUUCCAGCGACACCCUCAUCAAGGCACCAGCCGUGGAGGCGUAUAUGCGGACAUGCACUCGCGAAGGACAAGCAACCUGCAAGCGCUUUGCGGGGUCGCAGCAUGUGCGCCAUUUUCAGAAGCACUUUGAGCAGUAUGCGGCCGAAGUGUCCACUUUUUCUGAGCGCUGCCUGAGCGGUUCCUGAUGCGAGCAUC